Messenger RNA from Nerophis lumbriciformis (worm pipefish), 336 nucleotides. Lineage: Eukaryota; Metazoa; Chordata; Actinopteri; Syngnathiformes; Syngnathidae. The record is from RefSeq and is a predicted model, not a curated record.
AUGUCGAUCGUUUUUGUGCCCCAAAAACUUCGCGGCAAUGCCAAAAUCAACCAGGAAACAAUUCAGAGGCUGCUGGACGAAAACGACCAGUUAAUACGAUGCAUCUUCGAGUACAUGCAAAAGGGACGAGCCGUGGAGUGUGUCAAAUAUCAACAAUUCUUACACCGUAACAUUGUCUACCUGGCAACCCUGGCCGACGCCAGCCCUGACGACGACGUGCCUUCGACCUCGACGACGACGUGGCAAUCUGUGACAGUGGCGAAUAAAGCUCCGUGCGUUCCAGCAGGAACAACAAAUCCGGAAGCUGCUUCAACCACCCUGCCUCAUCAGUCGUAG